Neltuma alba is the source of this 2108-nucleotide messenger RNA. Its product is annotated as protein NRT1/ PTR FAMILY 1.2-like. Gene Ontology annotation, molecular function: transmembrane transporter activity. The record is from RefSeq and is a predicted model, not a curated record. Bases 143 to 1948 code for a protein of 601 amino acids. The transcript is spliced from 4 exons. Gene Ontology annotation, biological process: transmembrane transport; oligopeptide transport. Gene Ontology annotation, cellular component: membrane. NCBI's taxonomy places the organism in Eukaryota, Viridiplantae, Streptophyta, Magnoliopsida, Fabales, Fabaceae.
UAUAUCUUUCAAUCAACACCUCUUCAAACCCAAAUGGAUCAUAGCAUAAAUCCCUGAAAUAAUCAUCGUCCUCUGCACGUAAAGUUCUCUGCUUUUUCCCACUGUGUCACUUUUUUUUUUCCUUAUCUCUUCUAUAACGGAGAUGGAAGCCAUGGGCUCUUCUUGUUCUUCUUCAGGUGAAGGCGGAACAAUGGCUCGUCCUCCUCUGCUUUCUCAAACCCAGAGACGCAAGGGUGGCUUCAUCACUAUGCCCUUCAUUAUAGCAAAUGAGGCACUUGCCAAGGUGGCGAGCUUAGGGAUUGGGCCGAACAUGGUUCUGUAUUUGAUGGGGCAUUACAGACUUCAUAUAGCCGCAGCCACAAGGAUACUCUUAUUAUCCUCUGCUGCUGGAAAUUUCACUCCUUUGGUCGGUGCUUUUCUCGGUGAUUCUUAUCUGGGUCGGUUCCUCGCUGUUGGCUUAGGUUCUGUCAUCACUUUCCUGGGAAUAACACUCUUGUGGCUAACAGCCAUGAUGCCACAGGCAAGACCACCACCUUGCAACCAGGCAACAGAAAUAAGUAGCUCAGCAACUUUAGGGCAAAUGAUUCUCUUACUCUCUUGCUUUGCUCUCAUGAACAUUGGAACCGGUGGGCUUGGUUGCUCAUUAGCAUUUGGUGCAGAUCAAGUGAACAAAAAGAAUAACCCCAAUAACCAGAGAGUCUUAGAAAUAUUCUUCAGCUGGUAUUAUGCUUCAACUGCUGCUGCUGUCAUAAUUGCCUUCACUGCAAUAGUUUAUGUCCAAGAUCAUUUUGGGUGGAAACUGGGUUUUGGAGUCCCUGCUGCACUAAUGUUCUUAUCAACCUUCUUGUUCUUCCUUGCUUCUCCUCUUUAUAUAAAGCAGAAUCCAACAGCUAGCUUGAUCACUAGCUUCUCACGUGUCGUUGCUGCGUGGUAUAAGAACAGAAAACUUCAGCUUCCACCCAAGAACUCAUCUGGAAGGUAUCAUCAUGAGGAGGGCUCAGAUGUCCUUGUUCCAUCUGAUAAACUCAGGUUUCUGAAUAAGGCUUGUUUGAUCAAAGAUCCAGAAAAAGAUAUAGCCCCAGAUGGUUCAGCAACAAAUCCAUGGAGUCUCUGUACUGCACGGGAAGUGGAAGAACUAAAAGCUAUCAUGAAAGUGAUUCCACUGUGGUCUACUGGGAUAAUGAUGUCGGUUAAUGCUAGCCAAGGCUCAUUUCCGUUGCUCCAAGCCAAAUCCUUGAAUAGACAUAUCACAUCAAGCUUUGAAAUCCCAGCAGGCUCAUUGACUGUAAUCAUGAUAUUCACAAUAUUUGUGUGGGUAGGUAUCUAUGACCGUCUCCUCCUUCCUCUAGCAUCAAAGAUCAGAGGCAAACCAGUUAGGAUUGGUGCAAAAAAGAGAAUGGGAAUUGGGUUAUUCUUCUACUUUCUCCAAUUGAUUGUUGCAGCAGUCGUGGAGACUAUAAGGCGAAGAAAAGCCAUUGAAGAGGGACAUAUUGAUGAUGUUCACGCAGUUCUUGACAUGUCCAUAGCGUGGCUUUUCCCUCAACUUUGCCUUGCAGGCAUAGCAGAAGCAUUCAAUGCAAUAGGCCAACAAGAGUUCUAUUACUCGGAGUUUCCAAGGAGCAUGUCGAGCAUUGCCUCGUCAUUGUUUGGGCUGGGAAUGGCAGGUGGCAACUUGGUGGCCACCAUUGUGUUCAGCACUGUGGAUGACAUAACUUCAAGAGGAGGAAAACAGAGCUGGGUCUCAGAUAAUAUAAAUAGGGGUCGUUAUGACAGGUAUUAUUGGAUUCUUGUCACAAUGGGUGGUGUUAAUCUGCUGUAUUACCUGUUUUGUAGUUGGGUUUAUGGACCAACUUCUGAUGAAUUACCGAAAGAAAAUGAAGAAAUUGCUUCAAUGGAGGAAGACUUUACUGAAGCAAAAAAUGGGGAUAACGAUGAAAAGGACAAAUAGGAGAGGAUUGAUGGACAUGUUGAGAAGUUCCAAUAGUUUCUUGGUUAAUAAACCAGAGAUUGAAUAGCCAUGAUUGUUUCCUUCCCCUUAGAAAUUUAUAGUUAGAGAUGUGAAUAGGCUUCAUCCAUAUAUAUAUAUAUAUAUAUAUAUAUAUAUAUAU